AUGUCACUACCAGAGACGGAGUGGUCUAAGGCAGCAGCAAGCUUGGACUGGUUGGGACCAGAGCGAGCCCUUGGUGUGGUGUGGAGAGUAGAGACCGACCAGUACGGUUACGACGUAUCCGCGAAGGAUGUUCCUAGCACCAAGAGAGGAAUGUUGAGCUUUACGAGUACAGUGUAUGACCCGUUAGGAUUCGUUGGACCUUUCAUCAUGCGAGCGAAGGUAUUGUUCCAAGAACUGUGCAGACAGAAGCUAGACUGGGAUGAAGCAAUACCCAAGUAUGUCGCGGAUCAAUGGAUAAGAUGGCUUCAAGACCUUCCUAAGAUAGCAGACUUUAAAGUUCCAAGAUGUCUGAAGCCAAGCGACAGAUUAGAGGCGCCAGUCGCAUUUCAGCUACACCACUUCAGCGAUGCGUCAGAAAAAGGAUUUGGUGCAGUUACGUACUUGCGCAUGGUGGAUGCAUCUGACAGGAUUCAUUGCUGCUUAGUGAUGGCAAAGAGCAGGCUAGCACCUAUAAAGCCAACAACCAUUCCAAGACUAGAGUUGUCAGCGGCCGUAGUUGCUGUAAAGCUGGACCAGGCUUGUAGGAAGCACCUCGAGUACACACUGUCAGAAUCUGUGUUCUGGACAGAUAGUACUAUAGUUCUGCACUACUUGCAAAGCGAGGAAAAAAGAUUCCAGACGUUCGUAGCGAACAGAGUGGCACAGAUACAUGAAGGUCCUUCGUCGAGGAAAUGGAGACACGUUGAUACUAACAACAAUCCUGCGGAUGAUAUCUCUAAAGGUAUGUCAGCUGACGAGAUGAUAACUGAUGAACGCUGGACGCAAGGUCCUACCUUCCUGUGGAGCAAGGAGCUAUAG
Molecule: messenger RNA, 858 nt
Organism: Priapulus caudatus
Lineage: Eukaryota; Metazoa; Priapulida; Priapulimorpha; Priapulimorphida; Priapulidae
Exons: 1
Coding region: 1-858 (285 amino acids)
Source: RefSeq, a predicted model, not a curated record